Messenger RNA from Brenthis ino (lesser marbled fritillary), 615 nucleotides. The record is from the annotation of a GenBank genome assembly. NCBI's taxonomy places the organism in Eukaryota, Metazoa, Arthropoda, Insecta, Lepidoptera, Nymphalidae.
AUGUCCAAUAUUAAUUUGCAAUGUUUGCUGGGAAUUCAGUGUGAUGAUUUUGUUAUGAUUGCUGCGGAUCAAACAAACGGCCAUAGUAUUAUGGUGAUGAAAGAUGAUGAGGAGAAGAUUUACAAGAUAUCUGACAAAUUGGUCAUGGGUGUAAUUGGUGAUUCUGGUGACACAACUCAGUUUGCAGAAUACAUUGCAAAGAAUAUUCAACUCUAUAAGAUGCGAAACGGAUACGAAUUAGGACCAUCUGCUGCCGCUAAUUUUACAAGAAGAAAUCUUGCGGAAUAUCUUAGAAGUAGUACUCCUUAUUUUGUGAAUAUACUGAUGGGAGGCUAUGAUAAAGAAAAUGGCCCAGAAUUAUACUUCAUGGACUAUUUAGCAUCUAGUAUGAAAGUGCCAUUCGCUGCCCAUGGCUAUGGUGGUUACCUUAGUUUGAGUAUUAUGGACCGUUAUCACAAGAAGGAUGCUACUGAAGAAGAAGCAUAUAAUAUCCUGAAAAAGUGUGUACAAGAGGUUCACAAGCGUUUGUUUGUGAGCUUACCAAACUUCCAAGUAACUGUAGUGAAUAGAGAUGGAAUCAAAGUAUUGCCUGUCAUCAACUCUGCAUCUAUCAAA